Molecule: messenger RNA, 3786 nt
Organism: Vicia faba (fava bean)
Lineage: Eukaryota; Viridiplantae; Streptophyta; Magnoliopsida; Fabales; Fabaceae
Source: the annotation of a GenBank genome assembly
AUGUUUAAGCUUCAUAAGCAUAAGCCUGGGAAAUUAGGUGAUAGAAUUGAGUUCAGAAUUUCGAAUCUAAAGGCACUUCAGGUACCAAAGGGCUGGGACAGGUUGUUUGUUUCAGUUGUAUCUGUGGAAAAUGGUAAAACGCUUGCAAAGACUAGCAAAGUGGCGGUGCGUAAUGGAAGUUGUCAGUGGUCUGAUACUUUAUCAGAAUCUAUAUGGGUUUCUAGAGAUACGUCGUCCAAGGAGAAGGAUGAUUGUCUCUUCAAGCUUAUUGUUGCAAUGGGAUCAUUAAGAUCUGGCAUCCUGGGAGAGGUCACAAUUAGUAUGACCAGCUAUGUGAAUUCAGAUGCUGCUGUUCCACUUUCAAUCCCUCUAAAUAAGUGCAACCAUGGGACAGUUUUGAAUGUAACAAUGCAGUGCCUUACACCAAGAAUAAAACUGAGGGAUCAAGAAUCAAGCAAAGAAAAUUCUCAUUUGAAGGCUAUGAAUGAAAAUAAUCAUGAAGUAUCUGUCAAGUCAAAUGGAUCGGAUUGUUCAUAUGUACAGAGUGUUUCAUCUUCCUCUGUUGAUGACGUGGACUCUACCUUAUCGCCAGGAGAAGUUGAAACAAUGGCAACAAGUCUUUCUGGUUCUGUAUCAAAUUACAGCUAUAACUCAGCUGAGGAUUCCACAGGAAGGGGAAACUUCUCCCCAUGCAUCAGUGACGGGCAGAGUCCAACGGGAAGAAAAGAUUCAACCAGUUCCCAGAAAAGUGUAUCCCAUUACGAUUACCCUGUUAAUAACACUUCUCAGUCGAAUCGUUCAUCAUUUAGUUCCCAAAAUAUGCAAGACAUUGGUGCAUCAUCUUUUAAGACGACCCAUGGUUCUAACAACAGUCCUGAAGUUGCAGAAGACACGAGUGAAGAGCUACGGGCAGAAGCAAAGAUGUGGGAAAUGAACGCCAGAAAGCUAUUAGGGGACUUGGAGAUGUUGAAAACAGAAUUCUCAUAUCAGUCUAAAAAGAUGACAGGCCUGGAAACGGACCUUUCAACAGCAUAUGUAGAACGUGAUAGUUUGAAAAAAGAAGUUGAGCAGUUAACGUUUUCAUCAGGAGAUCCAAUAGUGAGACAAAACACUUUGGAAGAUUCAAUAUCUCAAAUUGAAUGCAUUCCAGAAAUUGAAAAUUCUCUAAAAGAUGAAUUAAAGUUUCAGAAAGAGUCCAAUGCCAACUUGUCUUUGCAACUAAAGAAGAGCCAAGAAGCAAAUGUGGAGCUCGUUGCUGUUCUCCAGGAGCUGGAAGAAACCAUAGAACAACAAAAACUUGAUAUAGAAAACCUUUCAUCAUUACCAUCAAAACUCAAAACUCUGGAAAAAUCUUUCCAGCUAAGUGAAGAAGGAAAUAGGAUCCUUAUGCAACAAAUAGAACAGCUAGAGGAAUCAAAGAAAAAUUUGAUGGCUGAGGUGCAAGAAUUGGAAGAAGCAUUGGAGAAUAAAAUUGAAGACAUUGAACAAGCAAAGAUUCAAAACAACAAAGCACUUUCAGAUAUUGAAAUGGAAUAUGAAAGCAAGUUAUAUGCUAAAGAGGAGGAAAUUUCAAGUUUGAAAGGAAGGCUGUUAGAAUCUGUCCCAGAAACCUUUAAUGCCAAGACUGUGUCCAGAGAUGCACCUGAUGCAGAUAUUUUGAAACAAAUCGAAGAACUGAAAGAGAAAGUUCAAGAACUUGAGAUGGACUGUAAUGAGCUGACAAAUGAAAACCUUGACCUUUUAUUCAAGCUAAAAGAAGCAAAGGCCUAUUCAAAAGAUGGAGGUGCAUCCAAAGAUCUUUUGUCAAACAUGCUUCACAGUCAAUCUUUUUCUAGCUCUGACUCUGAAGUAAGCAACAAAUUAUUUCGAAUAUUCCAUUCAGAAGAUAUGAUCCAGGAGGAAAAUGCUAAGAAGAUUAGUAAUGAUAGUCAUAUUUCAAUUCGAGAGCUUGAGACUUCCAAAUCACUAGAAGUCAGAAUCACAGAUCAGAAUAACAAAUUGACUAGUAAAACAUCUGAGAUGGAAAACCUGGAGGCUAGCUUAUCAAGUAAAGAAAAUGAGAUGCGGGUUCUUCAGAAGCUCCUGAGUGAGUUGGAAGCCAAGGUGUAUAAUCUUGAACAAGAGAAACUUCAAUUAGAGGAACACAUUGAGGACAGGAUAAAAGAAAGAACACAUGAAAUGAAUCUCCACAGAUCAGAUAUAGAACAAGAAAAUGGACAACUGUCAAUGCAGAUUUCUGUUUUAGAAGUACAAGUGGGUGACUUGACAAAUGAACAAGAGUCCCUAUUAUCAGAACUAGAGGGCACUAGAAAACAAGCUGCAAGGCUACAAGAGAAGAUUAUGGAGAUGCAGUCUGAGAUGGAUUCUUCCAUAGAAGAAAAUAAGCAGUUACAAAUUACCAUUGAAAAUCUUGAAGAAGAAUGCAAUUCAUUUGAGAAGCUAAAUGGAUACUUGAGGGAGCAAAAGUUGGAGUUAGAGGAGUAUUGCUCCCUUAUGGGAGAUAGGUUGAGGGAAUCAGGUGAAAGAUUUUCUGAUUGCUGUGGUAGAGUGGGACUCCUAGAAAAGAAAUUUUAUUUAAUGUUGGAAGAUAUCGCAUCUAAAGAAAAGGAUUUAACUUCAGAGCUGCAUGGUAUUUUGGAUGAAAAUAGGAAGCAUAUGGAGCACGAUCAAAGCUUAUUGAAUCAGAUGCAAAUUGAGAAGAUGGUGGAAAUUCAGAACCUUAAACUAGAAAUAGAGAAUCUUAGAUUGAAACUUUCAGCAGCCUAUGAUGAAAAAGAGAGAGUAGCUUCCAAUGCUUCGCUUGAAGUAUCCACAUUGCGUGCUGAUAAAGCCAAACUGGAAUCUGCUUUUGGAGAAGCUCAAUCUAAAUUGAUUUUAUCUAAGACUGAGGUGGAUGAACAUGAAAAGUUGUCAAAGCUGGUGGAGGACUACAAAUCAAAAGAACUGAAAUUCAAAAGCACUAUAAAUGCCCUUGAAUCCAAACUUAUAGUCACUGAAAGUGAAAGCCGGCAAUACAUGGAUGAAUCCAGAAAUUUGAAUGUUCGGUUGCAGCAAACAUGUCAAUUUGAGUUGGAGCACUGCAAGAAAACUAGAGCAUCCCUAGAAGAAAAGCUUGUGCAGUUAGAGAAUGACUUGAAUGCAAGAGAAGCAAGAUGUGUCCAAGAAAAAACUGAGUUACAGAGAAAAGUUCAGGCCCUUGAAGAAGAACUAAAACUGACUAAGGAGCAAAAGCGAAAUCAAGUUUCAAGGUUAAACAGGAAACCUGUUAACGAUGAUCAGAAGGCCUCAAAACAUAAUUCUAUGGUUAAGAAUACCAAUCAACUUCGCAGUAAUAGGAAAAAGCCAUCUUCAAAGAAUGACAUAGAAGUCCUGAAAGAUCAACAGGACCUUAAUUACAGCAGCAAACAUCAGACUGAGGUGGAAAGUGAUCAUGGACUUCUUGAUGUAAGUGUUGAUAUGGUUGAAGUAGAACCAGUAUCAAAGACUCAAUUGCUUGAGACUGAACUUGAAAAAGAACCCAGUGACAUAUAUGAAGUUCAACUUAACAGGUCGUCACCUAAAGGGCGAAACAACCAAGCAAAUGUCCCAGUAAAAUCAAUGGCUGAAGAAGAACUAGUGACCAGAGAGAAGUUUGAACGUACAAAAUCAAUGCUAGAAGAAGAGUUGAGAGAUAUUCAGGAUCGAUAUUUCCACAUGAGCCUUAAAUAUGCAGAGGUAGAAUCUCAGCGUGAAGAGCUAGUAAUGAAGCUCAAAGGGGCUAAGAGCAAAAAAUGGUGGCUCUCAUAA